AUGUUUUCAGUUUUUCGUCGCCGUGCUGCUUCAACUUCACGAACGGAUGUAAGUGCUAAGGAAAAUUCAAAUAAUGGACCUGUGACUUCGAAAUCAAAUACUGAAAAUCAUGUUUUCAUUACACCAACAUUAUCAACAAAUGGUAAUGGAUUGAAACAUCGUACAUUAUCUGGUAUUUCAUUAACAUCUACAUCAUCAUCAUUAACAACUUCACCAUUAUUGAAUGUAACUCGUCAACAAGAAAAACAUGAAUUACAAACACUUAAUGAUCGGUUAGCAGUAAUCAUCGAUACUGUCCGACGUCUUGAACAAGAUAAUGAAAAAUUACGAAGUAUUGUUAAAACAAAUGCUCAAUCAUUUGAAACUGAAACAUCAAAAGUUAAAACAUUGUAUGAGAAUGAAUUAGAUGAUGCUAAAAAAUUAAUUGAAGAAUUAGCCCAUGAAAAAUCACGUCUUGAAAUUGAACUUGAAAAAUAUCGUAGUGAAAAUACAGAUUUACAAACAAAAUUUUCUCGUAUUGAUCGUGAUUCACGUGGAUAUGAAUCUCGUUUUAAACAAUAUGAAAAUGAAAUAGCUGAAUUAAAAGCACGUUGUGAUAAAAUUACAUAUGAUAUAACACGUAGAACUGAAGAAAAUGAAUCACUUGAAAAUUUUAAUGAUGAGCUUGAAAAACAAAUAUCAGCUUUAAAACGUCAACUUGAAUCUGAAACUUUAUUACGUAUUGAUCUUGAAAAUAAAAAUAAAACAUUACGUGAAGAAUUAGAAUUUAAUGAACAAGUGCAUAAAACACAUAUUCAACAAAUAAAAGAACAACAAACCUAUGACAUUAUGCAUAGUGAUGGUUUAAGAGAACAAUAUGAUGAUAAACUCUUACAAGAAUUACAACAAUUACGUGCACAAAAUGAUCAAGAAAUGAGUUUAUUAAGAGAAGAAAUUGCUACACAAUAUGAGAAAAAGAUUGAUGAUUUAUACAAUACUAAUCGUCGUUAUGUCGAACAAAUUAAUAAUUAUCGUGUUGAUUUAUCAUCUUAUCGUGAACGAAUUGAAGAAACAACGAAAGCUCGUGAUGUAUGUAAUGAAAAAAUGCUACAAUUAGAUAAACGUUGCCGUGAGUUGGAAGAUCGUGCUUAUCUUGCACAACAACAACAACAUGAAUCAUUAAAUGAACGUGAUGAUGAAAUACAAAAUCUUAAACAGAUUAUUGAACAAAUGCAAAUUGAUUAUCAAAAUUUACUUGAUACUAAAAUUGGACUUGAUCGAGAAAUUUCAACAUAUAGAAAACUACUUGAUUCCGAAGAAGAACGAUUACAUAUUGGAAAUCGAACAGAAUCUGAAGUUGUUGUAAAUGGCAAUGCAACACCAAUGAUGAAUGAUGGAUGUAAACCAAUAGCAACACCAAGUUCAACACAACGACUACGUGUUAAACGACCACGUCUUGAAGUUGAUGAUGAUAAUAUUAUUGUUGCAAAUGGUAAUGGACAUUAG
Messenger RNA from Adineta steineri, 1485 nucleotides. NCBI's taxonomy places the organism in Eukaryota, Metazoa, Rotifera, Eurotatoria, Adinetida, Adinetidae. The record is from the annotation of a GenBank genome assembly.